Messenger RNA from Neodiprion fabricii, 4092 nucleotides. RefSeq lists its product as uncharacterized. NCBI's taxonomy places the organism in Eukaryota, Metazoa, Arthropoda, Insecta, Hymenoptera, Diprionidae. The record is from RefSeq and is a predicted model, not a curated record. The transcript has 6 exons. Gene Ontology annotation, molecular function: protein binding; DNA binding. The coding region runs from base 1121 to 3061 and encodes 646 amino acids.
AACUCCGCCCGCGUGUCCGUAUUUCGUGGCCCGUCCAUGUUCGUAGCCGCACCCGGCCCGCGAGAUAAAGUAUUAUUAAAAUAUCGCUGUUAAUCGUGUACGGAGAAUAAUACUGUAGCGUGCAAACGAUUCUGUGAAAAAUAUCGAACAAGUUAGAGUGUUGAAAUAUAAGUGCGGCACAGUUUCCCGGAAUCUUUUCGAGGGAUCAUCCGGCGAGGCGGCCAGACGGCGCGGCGCGCCUCUGAAAGAGCGCGUCGAAACGCGUUUUGUGCUUAUCGACAUUUGAGACAAUUUUAUUCAACCCAACCUCGGACCCUUGUUGGCAUACUGCCGUUUUAUAGGCAACACAACGGCGUGCGCGUGUCUAUUCGCCUAAGAAAUUGACUACGAUACACUUUCAUUUACUCGUAUUAAUUACCGCAGUCUAUAUCGCAUCGUAUUCGGCGAAGCGCAAUUUUGCGCGUGGCGCAGUUCGCCCGACGUUGUUUGUCUACCUUAGCUCCGUGUAUGUAAUCGUUGCAUGUCUUCAUGUCAACGUUUCUCUGUGAAAAGUGCAGCCGCACGUACGCGGACAUUCAAUUAAACCACUGCAGCUCUUAUUAAUAAUCUACUUUCUCAUCCUCCGACCUAAGUUUCGAUUCCUAAAUCGAACACACCGUUCAAUGCAACAUUGUUGGGGAUUAGCAUACGUUCAUUGUUAAAACAGCUGCCUUGUUUCAAGUAAACAUCAACAAGAUUAUACACCCCCCAUUUCUGUGAAUAUUUCACAAUGAAUAUUUAACGCGGCAGAAUAUAUCUGUCCACACGAUUCAGUUUUAUUUCUCCGAACCCUCCCCCACCCUUCUUCCCGGCUACUUGCCGUGUAUCCAGUGCAUCGUACAGCCGAAGUAGCCGACUAUCGGCCGCAUUGCUUCGUAUUGUGACAAAGAUCCUUGCCAAGCUAGGUGUGAGUCAAGGUGCACGUAUAUCUCCUCGCGUCUAUUAUGUCGUGUUUAUACGUUACAUAGAAUUAGCAGUUUAUUCCCGGAGCCAGAGUCGUUCGAUCGGAUCCUGUCAUGCAGAUUUCUUUGAGGAAGAAGAAGAAUCGAAAAGGUGUCGCGAAAUUGCAAUAGAGUGAAAGAUGCAGCAUCGCGGCGGUGAAUCAAAAAUAAAACACGAGGAGCAAAUACUGGAAGCUAUAGAUCAACUUCGGCGUAGAAAAGCUCGGCCAGAUGCAGAUAGAAUUUGUAAUUACUUGUUACGCAAAUGUUCUGUCGAUGCGCGUGAUACAAUCGCGGAUCUACAUCGGCUGAUAGAAGCUGAGAAAGUGAUCCAAGUAGACUAUAAGGGAAACACGAGUUACCGUAAUGCCUCUAAGUGGUCGAGGCUUCAACUUUACAAGAAUAAACCGGAGGGAUUUGUGAAAGAAAAAUUGAACUCGUCAAUGGUUGCGGGUGCCGUGGCGGAGUUGGUUGUGGCCGAACCGGAUUACCUUGAUCAGGGCGUACCGGCGGACAGAUUAAUCGAGCAGUUAAUGAAUGGGAGCACAAGUCCGACGACUCGACGCGUCGUCGAUGACUUUUUGAGCAAAGAAGUGGCGAGCGGUAAUUUGACGAGGUUGAACAACGGCAAUUACUCCCUGGUGGCAACACCUGACAUGACGCAAGAGUCCGUUCACCAGGAGAACUCUCGUCAGGAAAACGGUAUAAAAAAAAACACAUCCAAGAAUUUGGCCGUGGUGAAUGCCUACGAUUUUACCGAAUGCGACGACAUGACCGUAACGGAUUCCAGGUCAAAUACGCCGAAGUCGUCCGGCGAGGCGAGUCCGAAACAAGAUUCGCUGAAAAAGGAUGAGUAUUGCGAAAUCGCCACUGGCACUAAGCAAACCUUGCAAAAUUCUCACAAGGAUAAUUCGAGCACGAAAUCGCGUUCCCGUUUCAUCGAUAAUAAGGAAGAAUCCUUGAACAGGAGUAACAAUCAUCAGCCUAACCUUAAAAAAGCGUCGAAAUCUGAACGCAAACAACGUCUUCAAGUAAGGAGUGAAGAACCGGUUGAAAUUCAAAUCAAUUACGAAGACUAUCGUACUGAUCGUAAGGAAGAAACAGAGCAGAGAGAUGAGUCUGAACAGCUCAGCGAGGAACGUGACGAAGAGGAUGCAGGUAGAAGCUCCACUAAUCCUUCGCCAACUCCGUCGUCCACUAAUACUGGUGGAUUCCGAAGCGCUCGCCGAAAGAGAGCGAAGAAAGUUUUUGAUCCGUCAGACAAUAAUCUUGUGAGGCGAAAAAGAGGGCGGCAAUCUGGUUCCCAGAACAAAACGGCAAUGAUCGUAUCACAGGAUUCUCAGGAAGCGGUAAAACCAAGUGCAAAGGAGGGUCCACACAGGCAUUGCAGUCUUUGUGCAAAACAGAAGCAAGAGAGACUUGUUGCGUGUCGAGAUUGUACCGUCAGAGCGCAUCCCAGCUGCAUUUACUCGCCAGAAGAACUGAUACACAAAUUGGACAGUAGUUGGCAAUGUGAACGAUGCAAGAGCUGCACAGUUUGCUGCGAAACAUCUGAUGCUGGUCCGCUGAUAACUUGUUAUUCCUGUGACGAAGCUUAUCAUUCUUCGUGUCACACCCCUCGGAUAUCAGUUACUAAGUCAACGACAAAGUGGCACUGUAACAACUGCACACAAAAGCACAGUAAAACAAAUAAUACACAUAGCUUCAGUUCCAACACAAGCCGUCCAGUAACACCUUCACAUCCAUCUGUACUACCCCCUGUUUUAAGUCCGCAAGUUUCCCCUGCUAGGGGGUCUUCCGAUCAAAUGGAUGACGAUGGGCCCAGAGAUGGUAUUGACCCAAAUAUCCCGGACGCUUCCGACUGGACUUCUGAACAGGUUUAUCAAUAUUUUGCGAGACUCUUUCCGAAGGAAGCUGAAGUUUUUAGACAGCAGGACAUAGAUGGUCAUUCGCUAUUGCUAAUGAAGCGUUCCGACGUUUUGAGUAGUAUGGAUUUACUUCUGGGACCGGCAUUGAAGAUUUAUCGACACGUUUUGAAACUUCAAAUACGCAGAGACGACCCUAGAUUGUAUUGGCUAUAAUAUAGAACAUCAAUCCAUUUGCGUAAUAUUUAACUCUUUUUAUUUAACUCUGCUUUCACAUGGAUAUUCGUUAUUAUUAUUUUGAAUAGUGUAUUCCAAAACUACAAUAUCAGAUUAUUCUUCAUUUGACAAUCAUCAGUGGUACCUAUUGAUUUCCUAUUUUUUUUCCUUCUUCCAUAACAGUACAAAAAUGACGUACUGGUCAAAAUACUGCUCAAUGUACCAUUUGCUCGCGAAUACUGUACUCUACCUUCAAGCUCAACGUAGGGAAUUUUAAGAUUUCGUCCUUUAUAUUAUAUUGGUUUAAAAUUGAGGCGGUCGGUAUGCAGUGAUUGCACCUGUUUUAUUGAGCUUUUUUCCCUCCAUAAAAAUAACAAAGAAAUCUAUUUUGUUAUUGAAUCACUUUAAAGUGUUCGACGCGAAAAUGAAUGCACAGUAUUGAAAAAAGAGAAACAUUAUUUGUUAAAAUUGAGUACGUAAUAAAUCACGUAAAACACACGAUAUAUUGGAAACUGCAUUCGUAACUUUUAGAUAGUUGGGCAAAAAUAAAUGGAGCCGCAACUUUGUAAAUAUUUUGCCUCUUUGUUCUGAGAAUUGUUAAAAUUCUCACCACUAUUUUUUAAUAAAAUGUAAGGUCAAUUCUUAUAAGUUUCAACUGAACGUACCUAUAAUGUUUAAAACUGAAUAUGCUGCAUUAAAACAAUAACUUUGUCUAUCAUUAUAAUAACGCCAAUUGGGUGAAAUAAAUACUAUUUAUGUACCUCAAUGACACAUUAUUAUCUUUAUUUUCAAUCUUGCGUAAUAACAUGACUUAAAACUUUUUUACUGUCAAGUCUGGCACUGUAUUCCAUCAGAACAUCUCAGUCUUGAUUCAUUCUAACGUACAGUUCUCUAAGUCUACAAAAUAUCAUUUUCUAUCCACCAUUCUGUUUAUAAACAUAUGGCAAGAUUACUUGAUAGAUUUAAGAAACUGUGUAUGUCAAUUUAAUCAAGAUUUUGAGUUUUGUAAGCUAAAUUUUUUCUCGAAUGAU